Oncorhynchus tshawytscha (Chinook salmon) is the source of this 4685-nucleotide messenger RNA. RefSeq lists its product as uncharacterized. The coding region runs from base 287 to 3841 and encodes 1184 amino acids. The record is from RefSeq and is a predicted model, not a curated record. The transcript is spliced from 6 exons. Lineage: Eukaryota; Metazoa; Chordata; Actinopteri; Salmoniformes; Salmonidae.
AGAUGUCAAGACUGCAAACAAGCUUCUGAAGAAAAUAGAGAGCGAGAAUCCACAUCCCCCCAUCACAUUAUACACAAUCAGUGAGAAACACAACAUUGAGAGAACCAAAUUCAGAGGGGGACAUGUAAUCAUAGCCACAAAUCUAGGAGGUCGUGGAACUGAUAUCAAGGUUGAUCAGGAUGUCAACAUACGUGGUGGCCUCUUCGUCCUCCUGACACAUUACCCUGGCAGUCGCAGAGUGGAGAAACAGGUGUUUGGAAGAACUGGUCGGAAGGGAAACCCGGGCAUGGCCCAGAUGAUCCUCUGUGGGGAUAACCUUGCCCCAGCAUACCAGGGCCAGCCUGUGGAGAUCAUGAGACAAUUGAGAGAGGAGUACGAAGUCCAACGCAUCAAAGAUAUGGAGACAGAUGAGCUUCUCGAAAUAAAAAUGAAAGAGGAUCUGUUUGGCACGUUUUGUGAAUUUCUUGACAAGUUUCAUGGCAACUUCUCAAAACAGGAGAAAGAUGACCUGUCAGGAAUGGGGCCGAAUGAUGUCCCUGAGUGUUUUAAAGAAAAAGGCUCUAAGUUUGAUUACCAGCCUGCCCUCAAUGCUUUGAAAGAAACAUGGUCAUUGUGGCUUACCCUUCACGAGGAGCACAUCCGUCAGCACGAAGAUAUCAGUGUUCUUAAAGCAGACCUUCUUGAGCAUAUCACAAAUAGGGGCAACAUGCUGCUGAAUGGAAAAAGUCAAAACUUCUAUGACCACAUUAAGCAGGCUAUCGGCAGAACAGACUUGCACCUCCGCAACAAAAGUAAGUGUGACUAUGAAGCAAAGUCCUACUGGAAAGAUGUUGAAGAAUGUGACCCUUUUUACAGUGCCGUGGCAAUGUACAACCAAGCUUUCAUCACCAUAAACAUGGGAAAAGAUGGCUACAAAACAGAGGCACGGAAAUUACUGGAAAGGGCAAAGACAUCUGUGGAUGUUUACUUGUCAGAAACCACAAAUACCAUGGUUUCUUUUCAGAUUGCCACAAGAGGCAACUUUGAACCACAUCAUGAAGGAGAAUGCAACUUUCUAAAGCAAAUAGAUUCCAGGAUGAGCAUUCACCAAGCUUGGAUACGUAACAUUGACCUUGCAGUAAAUAAACUUAAAGAGCUUGAGGGUGAAGGCACAGCCAUAACAGAGGUAUCCUCAGUGUACAGCCUCUCAGAAAAUCAAGACUACAUCACAGGAAAUGAACUCACGGCCUUGUAUGACAAUGGCCUGAGCAUUGUGUUUGAGGUGAAAAAGAAGCCAGAGUUCAGCUUUGACGCUUUGAUCUGUUUCUUCAUCGGUAUGUGUCAGGUCAUCCUUGGAGUUCUGGUUUGUGCCCUGUCGUUUGGCUCUGCAACCCAGAUUGGCUUAAGUAUCAUCUCUGAAGGAGUCUCUGACAUGAUUGAAGGGAUAUCUGGCAUGAUAUCAGGCACAUUCGAUUGGGUACAAUGGGCCAUCUCCAAAAGCAUCAGCAUUGGGAUGUCUCUGCUCUCCGCAGGGUUCAACGCCAUUAAAAAAGUUGUCACCACAGCAUAUAAAGUCCUCAAUGGUACUUUGAAACUCUCAUCUGUUGCAAAGGAAAUCAUUGGCACAGGAAAACAUGUUUUCAAGUCCACACAGAAAGCAGCAAAGUAUGCAAUUAAGACAGCAACGAAGAAACUGGCAUCCCCUACAAACAUGAAGAUGGCUCUAAAACACGCAACCAAGUACGCACUUCAGGAGGUAGGGAAGCAGGGUGUAAUCACAGGAAUAAACUAUGCCAUUGAUGCUGGAAUUGGGGCCAUCUUUAAAACAAUUUUAGAAAAAGCUUUCAAAGACAUGGUCAAUUCAACAGUCAAAAAGAAUGCCGAACUAGAUCUUAGUCUCACUGAAUACAUUAGCUCUGCAGUACCUAAAGGAGCUUUGCAGAACCGCAGCAACUAUAAGAUUGACUCAAAGCUUGAACAACAAACAAAAGAUUUAGUUCAAGUUAUGACAAAAGAACUUAUUCCUGGCCUCAUGACUGAUGCCACCACAUCCCAAGUCAGUGAUGUUAUCAGCAGACUCUCUGAGGUGUGCAAUAAUGCAACUGACCUUGUGGCAAAAAGUGGAAAACAUUUGAUUGCAAAAGGAGUCAAAAUAAGUGUAGAAAUAGCUAAACACACCACAAUCUUGGUCCAAAUGAUUCGGUCUAUUCCUACAGAACAUGUUAUCAAUGACAUAUUUGUCCUCAAAUUAAAAAAAGAAAUUGAAGAGCAGCAAAGAUAUGUGGGGCAGUAUGAUCAAGAUGGCAGACAUGAUUUACCAGAUGUGAUUCGCCUAAAGGAUGAGCUCCUAAGCUCCAUUUCGGAAAGUGUCUCCGAAGCGUUCAUAGAUGCUUGUGCUGGUCAUAUGUCCUCUUUUGUGACGGGAACAUUCAAGAAGAAGCUCAAUGGAGUUACUGGAAAGGUUGUUGACAAUGUACUUGGCAGACACAAAACUGAGGCCUUUUUCCAGGACCGGCAGCAUAAACAUGAUAUGAAGUCAGCCAGUCAGAAGGCUGGGAAAGCUCUGUCAGAGACUGAAACAAAAGAACUUCUGGACUAUGCAGAGAAGAUUGGUGAUGUUAAUCGACCAGCCUCGGCCCUGGACAUUUAUGUCCUCACAAACAGUGACCUGCUCCAUGGUAAAGGCAUCCAGUUCAAAGUGGUGGAUCAAGAUGGGAAAACGCUCUCAGAGGAGUCCUACCCGGGAACGAACAGCUCAGCCGGCCAAAUCACUCUACGGCUGACCAAAGAGCCUGAGAAAACACACAGUGAGAAAGGAAUCCUCUCUAAAGCAAAAGACAGAAUCCAAGGAGUGGAAAGUCCAUACAGUGGUCACUUUGACAUCAUCCAAGAUGGGAAAGUAAUCCCUGUGCGCUCAGAGAACAAGAACUGCCUGUACCAUGCCCUAGCACAGGCAACAUCUAACAGGUCUGAGGAUGAGAUCACGAGUCAAGCUGUGAAUCUACGAAACAAUGUUAAAGACCAGAUUAAAGGGAGCCUUCAGGCUUAUAGUGAAAUGGUUCAAACCCAGAAGGCCUAUGAUGCACUCGAGAAAAAUCAUGGAAAAUAUGCUAUAGUUGGAGGGGCCAGGAAUAGAAAACGGACGAAUGAUGGGGAAUAUGAACAUGAUAUCAGGCCCAUGAAGAAUUGUCCUUAUAGUUCCUCAGGGAUAAAUGAGUAUGACAUAGCCUUUACGUACCACCUUGGAUUAGUUGGUCCUAACAAAAGCGUCAAAAACACCAAACUUUUCUCUGACAACAUGGGGGAAAGAGGCAUUGUGGAGGCAGACCAUAUCCCACCAAAGAAUUCCCUGAAGCUGGCCAGAGACCAAAAAUCUGAGAUGAAAAAUCUUCAACAGAAGAAUCCGAAGCUUUAUGAUAUGAUAAACAGCAUUGAAUCAGAUCAAAAUGGAGGGAACCUGCUCACAAUGCGGGUUCUCAAACAGCAUCACAGGAAUGCUCUAACCACUGGAAGGAGUAAGACAUCUGUCAUCUGCAGGAAGCUGCUGGCGGAUACACUUGCAAGCGGAGAUGUGGAGAAAUUACUGAAGUUAUCUUUCAUCAUGGCUCAUCCAAUUGCUUCCGACCAGCUCAGAGACAAAGCAGGAAAGCCCAAUAAACUUACCCUGGGAUCCAUUGAUUUAUCUCCUGAAGGAACGGUGUUCUACUAUAAAGCUGGCUUCAAUCAGAUGCUGAAUCACCAUAGUAAAGAGGGGAUCAUCGACGAGAAUCAGCAGGCGAGGCUGAAGUCCUGGGUGUCCGAUAAGAAGUACAUGGACCCGGACACCCCAGAGUACAACAACAUCCUUGCAGCCAUCCAGUAACACAACCUCCACUGGAGACAUGUUAGUAAAGGGAUAAAAUCAUACUUUUAUAUUCAGCAUAAGAAUAUCAUGAAUUCAGUAUAAUCAUAAGGUGAAUCAUUUCUUGUUGAACCUUAGGUGAAUGACAAUUUGACCUUUCUACUGCUGCAUAAUUACUAUACUUUUUUUGUUUGUGCUUCCACAAGGUAGCCUAUGGCUUUUCAAAAUAGAUACAGUAACUUAUGUGCAAGGUGCAUGAGAUGUAAGCUUGCUAAAACAACUAUAGGUUCUUUACAGUAAACUGUAAAUUGACUUUUGAUUUUGUUUCAUUCAGUACUGUAUGCUAUACUGGGUGCCAAAGUUCAUUUCUCAAUGUCAUAAUAUUUACUGAUGUCAUAAUAUUUAAUGUUUGUAGUUUCUUAGUGUUGAAUAAUAUAGCCUACUUUCCAUUUUAGUGUAAUGAUCAUGAUAACCUUUUAAAAUCAAAUCAGAAUGUAUUUGUCGCAUGUGCAGAAUACAGUGAAAUGCUUACCCACAAGCCCUUAACCAACAAUGCAGUUUUAAGAAAAAAGAAAGAAAGAAAGAAAUAUUACAAAUAAUUAAGGAGCAAUAAUAAAAUAACAGUAGCGAGACUAUGUAUUUUAUGCUCAUCAUCAGUGGUUUCACAGUCAAAUCAUGGUCUCAUUGGCAGUGUUUAUCAUGUAUUGGAUUUCUUUACUAUUGGAUUAUGGAUGAUUUUAUAUUUACUCAAUCCAAGGUGGUGUUUUAAGCCAUUUGAAUAAAUGUUUGCAUUCUCAAAAAUAUUAUCUGUAUUUGAAACUAUUGAUAAUAAACUGAUUUAAUUUGCAAGACUACUAGCAAUGUG